Molecule: messenger RNA, 927 nt
Organism: Sesamum indicum (sesame)
Lineage: Eukaryota; Viridiplantae; Streptophyta; Magnoliopsida; Lamiales; Pedaliaceae
Source: RefSeq, a predicted model, not a curated record
UCUCUCUCUAUAUAUUAUUUAUGUACAGAAUAUUCCGUAUCAUUUCAUACAUUCACAUACACGUUAACUAAUAUUCGCUACUGAAAACAUGGCUGAGCCACCGUGUUCAGCCGCAGAGAGCUCUUCCAGCACCACCUCCGCCGUGUCCGCGCCAAACUCUGAUGAGAAUACUGACAAGAAAUGCAGGAAACGAGGAAGCCAUCAUGGAAACAAGCAUCCAGUUUACAGGGGAGUGAGAAUGCGAAGCUGGGGGAAAUGGGUCUGUGAAAUCCGGCAGCCGCGCAUGAACUCGCGCAUUUGGCUCGGCACUUACUCCACGGCGGAGAUGGCGGCGCGGGCCCACGACUCUGCCGCUUUGAGCAUAAAGGGAAACUCGGCCGUUCUCAACUUCCCUCAGCUGAGGAAUUCGCUGCCGCGCCCGGCUUCGCUCUCCCCGCGGGAUGUCCAGGCUGCUGCGGCAAAAGCGGCGGUGAUGGAGGAGCUCAGCCCGUCGUGCUCGUCUUCUACCUCUGGUUCGUCGAUGUGUGAUCAAGAGAAUGGCGGGUCGGAGGAGCUGGGGGAGAUAAUUGAGUUGCCGAGUUUGGAGGGGAACUACGACUCGUGGGGAAGUGAGUAUUCAGUAGUCGACACGGCGGAGGAAGGGUGGCUGAAUCCGGCGUGGUGUGCGGCGGACAAGGAAAUCGGUGAGUAUAUUUAUGAUCAAGUGGGUGGUGGUACUGGGAGCUUGAACCCCAGCAGUUUCGAGACACUGAGAUGGGCUUGCUAGGUGUUCCUUGUGCUUUUGUGAUUGUACAUCUGGUUUCCCAUUUCUUAUAAUUAUUAUGUAUAUAACUAUUCUUUCCAUUUUUAUUUUUUAAAUCUCAAAUAAUUCGACUCUGUGUAAUCUCAAUUUGUAUGUAUGUCCUAUUUUUUUUGUAGCAAUUUCAU